GCUACCUUCUUGUAUUUUUGCCUAUAGCUGGACAAAAGGAGAAGGAGAAGGAGAAGGACGGUGCAGAUAGGCUGGGCAAACUGGGGGAAUAUUGAAGAAUUUUGCCAAGUUCAAGAUUUUGAAGAAAGUGCAUGGUGCACACUAAUUCAAAGUCUGCAGCAAUCAUUAUUUGCAUCUUUAACAACUGCACAGCCAAUACUGACACCUCGGGUAUGAUCUUUACCACAUAUAAAGUAGCAUCAUUUUUUCCUCUCCUUCCAUCAAAGGCAAGAGCAACAUUCUGUUCUGUGCCCUUCUGCAGCAAUUAGUAUUUCUUUUGCAUGCUAAUAUUGGACAUAAAAUGGUCCUGAGACGUUAUGCUGCCUUGUCUGCCUUUAAUGAAAGAACUUGACAAAAUGGAAAAGAUAAAUGCAAAACUCUCUGCUGCAGUCGAAGAGGUUACGCUUGAGCAUUGCAAGAAGAAUGAGAUUGUAAAACAUCAUUCUCAAGGGGUCGGGCUUCAAAGCCGUGUUUUUGUGAACUUCUUUUCCAAUCCUGAACUCCUGAGGAACCAAGUUAGGGAAUUAACAGCUUGUGUUAGAGCUUUAUAAGUUUCAUGAUACCAUACUAAUAUACCAUGAUACUCGAUUUCCCCACCUUUUUCCAUUCACAGCAUCUGUGGAUGUAUCUAAAGCUCUGUUGUAAAAAAUCCCAACAUUUAUGAUCCCUCACUGCCAAGACCAUAUGAAAUUGAAACGGUAGGCAAUUUGAAUU
Messenger RNA from Rubroshorea leprosula, 753 nucleotides. The record is from the annotation of a GenBank genome assembly. Lineage: Eukaryota; Viridiplantae; Streptophyta; Magnoliopsida; Malvales; Dipterocarpaceae.